Pocillopora verrucosa is the source of this 2457-nucleotide messenger RNA. Its product is annotated as glycine betaine transporter OpuD-like. Gene Ontology annotation, molecular function: transmembrane transporter activity. NCBI's taxonomy places the organism in Eukaryota, Metazoa, Cnidaria, Anthozoa, Scleractinia, Pocilloporidae. Gene Ontology annotation, cellular component: plasma membrane. Gene Ontology annotation, biological process: nitrogen compound transport. The record is from RefSeq and is a predicted model, not a curated record.
AUGGAGGUAGAAGAGAAUACCUCGGAUAGAUGCCGUUGGAUAAAAGUCAACUGGAAAUGGGGCCAAAUCGGAAGAGUGCAGCUUGGCAUUUUCCUCCGCUUCAACCCGGUUGUCACGUUUCUGUCCGCCGCAAUCAUUUGGUCUAUGGUGAUUUGGUGCACAGUCCAAGCCAAGUUCGCCAAAGAAGAGAUGUCGAGAUGGACAUUGUGGAUUACAGAGGUCUUCACAUGGAUGUAUAUCGGUACCUCGGAUAUCUGGGCGGUGUUCAUAGUGGUGCUGUAUUUCUCCAAGUACGGAAACAUGAAACUUGGAAAGCCAGAUGACAAACCGGAGUUUGGUGAUUUGACUUACUUUACUAUGUUGUUCGCCGCCGGUGUUGCUAUUGGGUUGUUCUAUUUCGGAGUAGCUGAAACUGUUUGGCAUUAUGUACCUGGGGAAUAUGGGAAUCGUUACUGGGGCAGGUAUAGCGAUAAUCAGCGUGCACAGGACGCCAUCAACUUGACUCUUUUUCACUGGGGUGUCCAUGGAUGGAUCGUGUAUGCUGUAGUGGGUCUUCUUUUGGCUUUUGUGGCUUUCAGAAAAGGUCUACCCAUGACCAUUCGGUCCUGCUUCUACCCUCUGAUUGGCGACAAGAUCUACGGCUGGAUGGGUGAUGCUGUGGACAUAUUCUCUGUAGUGUGCACCAUGUUUGGAGUUUGCACCAGUCUUGGUAUUGGUACCAUGCAGAUCAACAGUGGUUUCAAUCGUUUAAUCAACUCUAUCGAGUAUUCCACAACUAACCAGAUUAUAAUCAUUUGGGCUGUCACUGUGUGCGCAACAGCAUCUGUGGUGAGCGGCUUGAAAAUUGGAAUUCGUCGGCUGAGCGAGGCUUGCUUCACGCUGGGUAUGUUCAUCAUGCUGACUUGUCUAUUUGCCGACAAUACUUGGCAUGCAUUAAAUGUCUACGUGCAGAGUACUGGUUACUACCUUCAGUGGAUCAUCCAAAUUGGCUUCCAUACAGAUGCUUUCGCACAACUGGGAAAUGCACCCGAUGGAAAGCAAGCUGAACGAUGGUUCAACGACUGGACCAUAUUCUAUUGGGGAUGGUGGAUAGCCUGGUCACCAUUCGUGGGCAUGUUCAUUGCGAAGAUCUCCAAGGGAAGAACCAUCCGACAAUUCAUUAACGCCACAAUGACAGCUCCAAUUCUUUACGUUUUCUUGUGGCUUUGUAUCUUUGGUAGUGCAGGCUUGAGGAUGGAACGUGAUGCCGCACUAGCAAACAUAACGUGCUCUUCCCCGAAGGGAGGGGCAGGAGCGACCUCCUCUUUGAAUGGCCUAUACCGUCUGUCUUGCCGACAAACGACCGAAAUGUGGUUUGAUGUUAUCGAACAGUAUGGAGACCUUGGAACGUUCCUAUCUGUGAUCUCACUCAUCAGUAUUGUUAUGUAUUUUGUAACCAGUUCCGAUAGUGGUUCCCUUGUGAUUGAUUGUCUGUCAGCAAAUGGAGAUCCAGAACCUCCUGUCAUACAGCGUAUCUUCUGGGCCCUGACAGAAGGUGCAACAGCUACAGCUCUGCUGAAUGCUGGUGGUCGAGACGGUCUUGUGGCCUUGCAGGCCAUGUCAGUAGCAUCCGGCGUCCCUUACACCAUACUGCUUUGUUUUAUGUGCGUGGCACUAUGGCGGGCUGUGAAGAUGGAAGCUGGUGACCUCGAUCCAAAUGGUCCUCAAUUCACCACCAGUCUCUUGGAAGUCCUGAGCAACCCAACAUUAAAGAGUGUCGGCAGGGUCCUGUUCGCCAUCAUUGCACCGUGGUACGCGAUGGGAAAUGCUGCACACAAGAUUGAUAGACAACAUGGGAAAGGGUGGUACAUGACGAUCAUGGCAGUCUUGUUUUAUCUCUGGAUUAUCCUUAUGGCAUUGGAGCCUGUCGUGGAUUCCAUUUCUAACGUCGCGUGGGCCAUACUGAUGGGAUUCUUCGCUUAUGCCACCUCCAUCCGCUACUCCAUCCGCGAAGAAUACAAUAUCUAUGGCAAUCCGGUCGAAGAUUUCUUCGCGGUAAUGAUAGUGUACCCGUUUGCCGCGUACCAGAUGGAACACCAUAUGGAUAGCGCCCAUAAACUGGAUACACCACUGAAUGACGCGGGUAAAUUGAGUGAUCGAGAGGGAGAAAAACGAGGCCCGGCGGAUGACGUUGGGGCGCCUCAGUACAACUAUGCAAUGGAACGUUUUCCAGAGGUGUUACCUGUUUGUACAAAUGCUCCCGAAGCCGAGGGCAGCAGUGAUUGGAAUCAUAUGGAAACUGCCAAUCAGCUGGAUCGAACCCAUCGGGACAUGGAAAACACGAAUGAUCCGGACAAAGCUAGACGACGAUCGGCUAAUAGCAGAAGGAGUCCACAACUAGGGGAUAACCUAGCCGUGAAAGAUGACACAGCAAGUCGUGUAAGUCUCUACUCAACAAACGAAUGGGAUGUAAUUUAA